This is a messenger RNA of Episyrphus balteatus (marmalade hoverfly), 2886 nucleotides long. RefSeq lists its product as uncharacterized. The transcript is spliced from 4 exons. Lineage: Eukaryota; Metazoa; Arthropoda; Insecta; Diptera; Syrphidae. The record is from RefSeq and is a predicted model, not a curated record. Bases 1 to 2886 code for a protein of 961 amino acids.
AUGAGGGAGCUGGGAGCCGAUGACGAAGCCAACAGCAAACGUAUGGGCUUCUUGCUUUUUAUUAAAGUACAUAAGCAACUGCGUGAUGACCGAUUGUUUAUUGAGGGAAGGGCAUUUGCAUGGAGCACCGAAUAUGGGUUAAAAUGUGGUAAUGAAAAUGGAUUUGUUGUUUUGAAAAAAAUGUUCCCUGAUGUUAAGUUUGAUAACGUGGAGCGAGCUGUCAACUUUGACAGCAACGAUAAACGUCAUGGACAGCUGUUACAAAACUCCUCACUAUCUACAGCAGCGCCAUCUGCACAUUCAAUGCAACAACAUUCAACACAGGGGGAUCUAAAUGCAAGAAUAGGAAAUGAACGAGGCUUCUACAAUGAAAAUGGAUAUCAUCCUCUACUAACUUUAGACCCCAAAAGAAUAUCGAAGGACAGUAAGACAGAUAGAAAAGGAAGAGAACUGCUUGAUUUCGCUGAAUCUUUCAACCUAAUGGUCCUAAAUGGCAGAUCUAAAAGUGAUGUUAAGGGUGAAUUCACUUUUGUAAGAGGAAACUCGUGUUCGGUAAUUGAUUAUUGUUUUGUAGCAGAUGAUUGGCUUUAUGGGGUAUCGGAUUUUAAGGUUCAUGAAAAGUGUUUUUCGGAUCAUAUGCCAAUUUCUGUUGUUAUGAAAAUAAACAACGAUAAACAGUCAAUAUGUCAAGGUUUCACUGAAUUAACAUUGCCCAGAUUAAUGUGGCGAAAUAAUCUCAAAAAAACGUAUCAAGAUGCAUUAGACCUUGAACUUGAUUCCAUGAAGUCAAGAGGCGAAAUAGUUUCAAUAGAAAGCUUGCAAGAUGUAAUACGUAAAUCAGCACCAAAAAUAUCCGAUAAAUCUAGUAGAAUUCAACCAAAACAGAAAUGGUUUGACGCAGAGUGUCUUAGAGCUAGAGAAAAAGUGUUUUCUUUUCUGAAACUAUUUAGAAGAUAUAACACCCCUUAUUUUAAACAAGAGUAUGCGAAAGAAAAAAAACGAUUUAAGGAGAUUUGUUUACACAAGAAAACCCAGUAUUUUGAAGAAAAAGUGCACACUAUCAUUGCAAGCCGAAACACGAAGGAGUUCUGGAAAGCAGUUCGAUUUGUAAACGGAGCAAAACUCAAAAUUGGUAUUAACAUUCCUAGCCACGAUUUGAAAAUUCACUUUCAAUCACUUUUAAAUGUAGAGUCAUCAACGUUACCUUUUCAUUACUGUGUUAAUUAUAUCGAGAAUCAAGAUAUGGAUCAACCGUUUACAUCUAUAGAGUUGAAAUCAGUGUUAAAAGAAAUGAAAGAAUCUAAGGCACCAGGAGAAGAUCUUAUACCUCACGAAUUUUAUAAGUAUUGCAGUGAUGAUUUUGCCAAACAUCUGUUAGCGAACCUAAACGAUUUGUAUGAAAACGACAUUGUCCCAACAUGCUUUGAAUCAUCCGUUAUUCUUCCAGUUUACAAAAAAGGAAAUCAGAACAUGGUGGAAAAUUACAGAGGGAUAUCACUGCUUAAUACAAUUCGUAAGAUAUUUGGAAGUAUGUUGUACAGACGCCUUAGUAAUUGGGCAGAAGAACAGCAGAUACUUAGUGAAUGCCAAGCUGGAUUUCGUCAAGGUUACUCCACCGUUGAUCAAAUUUAUACACUUAGCACUAUUGUAGACAUUUACCGUGAGGAAGGCAAAAAUAUCUAUGUCUACUUCGUUGAUUUCAAAUCCGCAUUUGACACUGUAGAUCGAGAUUUAAUGUUCUAUAAACUUUCUGCUCUGGGUCUACCAUUUAAAAUGUUGAGGACAUUAAGAAAAAUAUACAAAAACUGUUCAGCGAAGGUAUGGGAUGGAGUCAAUAUGUCUGAAAGUUUCGCAACACCAUCAGGUUUGAGACAAGGAUGCAUCUUGAGUACACUUCUUUUCGCCCUUUUUAUUAAUGAUAUUGUUUCCUAUCUUAAUGGAGGGAUUGAUGUAGGUCGUACUAAAAUCAAAGUUUUGAUGUACGCCGAUGAUAUAGUGCUGUUAGCAGACACGCCAAUAAAACUCCAGAUGAUGAUAACUAAGCUCGAAGAAUUUUGUAAACUGUGGAACCUUACAGUAAACAGAGGAAAAUCCCAAAUAAUGAUUUUUGGUAGAGGCAAGAGACAGCGAAGUGGAAACUAUAUCUGGAAAUUGGAGAGGGAAGCAGUGGAAGUAGUUGAUAGUUACAAAUACCUGGGAGUAAUACUAACACCACAAAAUAGUAUUAAAACUCACUUGCUAGAAAAACUGAAAAGUGCAAAAAUUGCCAUAAACACAACCUGGUUGACUUGUAUGAAAAAUAAGAGCAUAGGACUUCGAGUCAAAUAUCAAAUCUUUGAGGCAACAGCGAGAUCAGUUAUGUUUUAUGCAACGCAAGUUUGGGGAUAUUUACAAUAUGAGAGUGUAGAACAGCUUCUCAGGUUCUUUCUUAAAAGAGUACUGCACCUUCCCCGGACGACUCCCACAUAUAUGUUGCACAUUGAAACUGGACUCCCACCAUUGUUCAUCACAACACUGAAACUCCAUUUUGAUUACGUCCUUAAAGUAUUAAACAUGCACGAAGCAAGACUUCCUAAAAUAGUUGCUAUGCACGCCAUCGCAAAAAAAGCAUCAUGCUUUCAGAAAUGGAACGAACUGGCUGAGAGGACGGGACGUCCAUUAAAUUUAUCGGGAUCUAACAUACAGGAAACGAAAGUUGAACUUUACAAUAUACUCCAGAAUCUUGAUGAAAAACUACAUAAAGCCUUUAUUGAAGAAGCUCAAUCAUCAAUUUAUCGAAGGUACUAUUCGAAACUGGAACAUGAUCUAAGCUCGAUUAGCUAUUUUGGAAACAAUGUCGAUGCAGAAAAAAUCUCAACCAUAUUUAAGUCUGGAUAUUCUCCAUAA